CUCCCUCCCCGCGUCCCUCCUUCCCUCCUUCCCUCCCCCCCAGCCUCCUUCUUGUAAACAAAAUUGCCCCCCUGGGCAGGAGAGGUCGCGCUGGUGCUAGUUUUUUCUCUCAAAGGGUUAAUUUCUCCAAUCGCAUGAGGGGGAGGAGAUUUCCCUCUAGACGAGUAAAAGGGGUGAUGGACAAACGUGCGGGCACUAAGACCGCAAGGCAUUCAUUUCCUCCUACCGUGGAUGCAGACGCCGGGAGGAGGAGAGCCCCAGACCGAGGAGAAGAAGCGAACCGAGGCACAGGCAAUGCUCAACCCUGGAUGUAGCUGAGGAAGGCUGGGAGAGAGAACAGCCGCCUGAGACCGAGCGGCGAGGGGAAGACGCGGGGGGGUGGGUGGGAGAAGCAGACAGGCGAACCCUCGAAAUCAAGCGCUUUACAGAUUAUUUUAUUUUGUGUAGAGAACACGUAGCGACUCCGAAGAUCAGCCCCAAUGAACAUGUCAGUGUUGACUUUACAAGAAUAUGAAUUCGAAAAGCAGUUCAACGAGAAUGAAGCCAUCCAAUGGAUGCAAGAAAACUGGAAGAAAUCUUUCCUGUUUUCCGCUCUGUAUGCUGCCUUUAUAUUUGGUGGUCGGCACCUAAUGAACAAACGGGCAAAGUUUGAACUGCGGAAGCCAUUAGUACUCUGGUCUCUGACCCUUGCAGUCUUCAGUAUAUUCGGUGCUCUUCGAACUGGUGCUUAUAUGGUGUACAUUUUGAUGACCAAAGGCCUGAAGCAGUCAGUUUGUGACCAGGGUUUUUACAAUGGACCUGUCAGCAAGUUCUGGGCUUAUGCAUUUGUGCUAAGCAAAGCACCUGAAUUAGGAGAUACAAUUUUCAUUAUUCUGAGGAAGCAGAAGCUGAUCUUCCUGCACUGGUACCACCACAUCACUGUGCUUCUGUACUCUUGGUACUCCUACAAAGACAUGGUUGCCGGGGGUGGUUGGUUCAUGACUAUGAACUACGGCGUGCACGCCGUGAUGUACUCUUACUAUGCCUUGCGGGCGGCGGGCUUCCGAGUCUCCCGGAAGUUUGCCAUGUUCAUCACCUUGUCCCAGAUCACUCAGAUGGUGAUGGGCUGUGUCAUUAACUAUCUGGUCUUCUCCUGGAUGCAGCAAGACCAAUGUCAUUCUCACUUUCAGAACAUCUUCUGGUCCUCACUCAUGUACCUCAGCUACUUUGUGCUCUUCUGCCAUUUCUUCUUUGAGGCCUACAUCGGCAAAAUGAGGAAAACAAUGAAAGCUGAAUAGUGUUCGAACUGAGGAGGAAGCCGUAGCUCAGGGUCAUCAAGGAAAAAAAAAAAUAGACAAAAGAAAAUGGCACAAGGAAUCACAUAUGGUGCAGCUAAAACAAAACAAAACAUACGAGCAAACACAACACCCAAGGCAGCUUAGGGAUAAUUAGGUUGAUUUAACCCAGUAAGUUUAUGAUCCUUUUUUGGUGAGGACUCACUGAGUUCACCUCCAUCUCAAAGGACAGCUGCUGGAAGACCCCAUCCCCUCGUUAUCUGUCAACUCUAUGACAAAUGAGAACAAAAAUGAGCCAGAGGCAGAGAGAAAGAGAAACAGAAGGCAAACAAAGGCUAUUAACACGGUAUGAAAAAAAUGUAUUUACUGUUACAUCUCUCUAAGGAUGAAAGAAUUUUAUUUAAAAAACUGUGCGAGCACACACACAUACACAUAAAAUCCUUCCUAUUCUUUUUCAACACUAAACCAGAGCCAAUAAAGCAAAGAUAAAAAUGGAAGAGACACUGGGUGUAUAGCUAGAAUAACAAAUGUUUUUGAAAAAAUCAAAAACUUUUAAAGAAGAGUGAGCCAUUGUAGCCCCUCUCCCCACCUUCACAAAAGAUGUCUUAAUCACCCAUUAAGAAAUUGGAUGUAAACAAUGAUGUUUCAACUUAGAGAAGGACUAAUAUUUUCCUUUUACCGUACAGUCUCUGGAAAUCCUGGUGGCAUAGUGGUUAAGAGCUACAGGCUGCUAACCAAAGAGGUCGGCAGUUCGAAUCCACCAGGCGCUCCUUCGAAACCUUAUGGGGCAGUUCUACUCUGUCCUAUACAGGUUUUUCGUUUUUUGGGGGCACAGCCUCAGGCUAGUGAGUUUGCCCAAGCCAAACGGGGCAGAAUGCUCUUCAGGGUUCUUCCUGGGAGGAUGGAAGCCUUGUCACCCAGUUCCCAAAGGGGCAGCUCUAUCUUUUCCGAUCACUGAACUGCAGUUUCUGCUCUUAAAUGAGAUAGGAAGUAUUAGCCUUUAUCCGGUUGCCCCAGGCUUUUGUAACAGGAGAGUAAAUACAGAAUAGAUCAGACAAAAACUCGAUUAAGAGAACUCAACCAAACGAUUUGGAAAUGGAUUCUGUACUGUCUGUAAAGGAGGUUCAGUGUAAUACCAUUCCGGAGCUGAGAAAAGAUGGUGAGGGAGAGAGAUGAGCCGGAGAUUCUAUUCAACAGUCAAUAUGUCUAUUCCUCCCGAUCUGACUUCACACAUACGCAUAACCUUCCAGAUGAAACCCUGUGAUACAGUCCAUAUUUUCUGCAUUUUUGUGACUUUUCAAAAAGAAUCCUACAAGGCUUUUCCUGACACGUGUGAACACUGUGUUUCUGCAUUUGCUCCCCCAAGCAAUGUGGAGGUGUUUAAAAUGCCCUCUGCUGGCCACGCGAAGAUACUUCAACAAACACUUCAUGGCAAGUUUGGCUGAAACAGUUGACAACCAAGGGCCCCCUAUAGACUUACUAUAGUUUCAAAUGGGGUAAAAUAUUCAUCUUUUUUUUUUUUUGGACCACAUCAGAAGACAUUCUGCUUCAAGUCGGCUUCAGAAAUUUUUUAAAAGGGACUUUCUCUCUGGAACUCAGAAAAUCAAUUUAAGAGCCAUAUUAAAAAAAAAAAAAAAAAGCUAGAUUAUAUUACCUAUGAUAUUUCAAUCCUUCGCAAGCCAAAUAAAUAUGUAAAACGUUCCUAGUAGUUCACAGAAGCAAUUACAUAAAGUCAUCCAGUGUGAUAAAAUAGUAUUUUAAUUGGUUAAGUAGCUUAAUGAUUGGACAAACUAGAUGAAAAGAAUAGGGGCUCCUACAUUGCAUAGAUUACACACGUAACCACACAUAUAUGCAUACAGAUGUGGGGUACACUGAACCUCAAAGCCUAAAUGAAUAGAAACACAUUUUCUGGCUAGCAGAAAAAGAAACUUGUUUGUUUCCUGGCUUUAUUUGAGAGUGUACAGUAAAAGGGAUUUUUUUCAAAAUUAUUUUUAUAUUAUUUUAGCUUUAAUUGUGCUGUCAUUCAUGAAACAGAGCUGCUCUGCUUUUCUGUCAGAGAUGACAAGGGCUUUUUCAGCACCUCGUUUAUGUGUGGAAUUUAAAAAGAAAAAAGUUUUAUUCCAUUCUGUGUGAAUGGCUUGAACAAUGAACAAAGAGUCCAUGUAAACCAAGUCAUGGCUGGUAGAGCUGGGAGAAGGUGUGACAGGGAGCAGAGCUGCGACAUCUGUGUUAAAUUAUUGUGGACAAUUUGUGAUGACUUGACGUUGGCUCAUGGAUGAGAAACAGUUGAUGGUGGAAUGCACUAUUACUAUGGUAAAAACUGACAUGAGCUGAAAAGACCGGUCCCUCGAUAAAAAACAACUAAUAGAUUUGUAGGAUUCGAAUAAUGUUAUUUUGAGCUUUGAAAAUACAUGAUACUGUGCAAUAAGCCUUUUUUUCCUUAUACAGAAAGUGAGCCGAAUAAUUAAAAUGAGGAAAAGGCAAAAUAAUAGCUAACUGGAGUUUAAUUGAGGGACCAGUUAGAGGCUCAUCUGGUUGAUUUAAUUUAAUUAUUUAAUUCAGUGAUUUGUUAUUGAUCCUUUAAUGCAAGUUAGAAUAAGGCAAUGAGCAGAACCCUUAAAUAGAUCCCAAAUGAUGGUUCCAAAGCACCUCCAUCUUGGUAAUGAUUUUGUACUUGUGUUCACUUGUGAAAUUAUUUAGGAUUUUUGUUUACAGGUUGAAUGUGUAAUAAAUAGUUUUUAAAUUAGCUAAAUAUAUCUAAAAGCAUUUCUGAUGUUUAUCAUGGGAAGGAAAAAAAAAACACAUUUUAAAAAUCAAAAUUCUGGUAUUACGGUUUUAGUACCAUGUUUUUAAACAUCUCAGCUGCUUAAUUGUAUCAAGAUAUGAAGCUGGAUCACAAUCCCAUGGCAAAUCUGAAACCUACCAGAGAAUCGACUGCCACAUAGAUAAUCCUGCUGUCAGUUAACAUUCCAGAAAACUUGGGCAGGCAAGUUUUUAUAGCUGCCCCACUGUGCUGCAAUAGAUUAUCUCUCUAUUGAAGAUGUUCCACUGCAUUCCAGUCCCAGUAUGGUGAAAACAUCAUUCCUGAAUAAAAAUGAACCCUGAUUUCUUA
Messenger RNA from Loxodonta africana (African savanna elephant), 4386 nucleotides. It is a transcript of the gene ELOVL6, whose product is annotated as ELOVL fatty acid elongase 6. Gene Ontology annotation, molecular function: fatty acid elongase activity. Bases 480 to 1277 code for a protein of 265 amino acids. Gene Ontology annotation, cellular component: endoplasmic reticulum; endoplasmic reticulum membrane. NCBI's taxonomy places the organism in Eukaryota, Metazoa, Chordata, Mammalia, Proboscidea, Elephantidae. Gene Ontology annotation, biological process: fatty acid elongation, polyunsaturated fatty acid; fatty acid elongation, monounsaturated fatty acid; fatty acid elongation, saturated fatty acid. The transcript has 4 exons. The record is from RefSeq and is a predicted model, not a curated record.